AUGCCUAAAAGCAGUUCUGGGAUGCACAACGAACAGUUCAAUGCUGGAGAACAAGAUAAUCUGGUUGGAAUGCCCAAUGAACAUUACAUGAAUAGUAAUCAGAAUAUGGUGAAACAUGCCCAAACAGCUUCAACUAUAGGUGGUGUUGUUGAUGAUGAUAAACCAUUUACCCAUGGUUCUCAAAUGGCUGAUACAUAUUACCAAAAUAAAUUAUUUAAGCAAGAGAGAAUCGACUUAUAUGCGACAAGUAUAAAAAGGCAACCAAGUAGUGUUGUUGAAGAUUUUAGGACAGAACAUCAUUUUGAUGAUGAUACUCAUACUGAAAACAACGACUUUGUACAUGCAUAG
Vicia faba (fava bean) is the source of this 348-nucleotide messenger RNA. NCBI's taxonomy places the organism in Eukaryota, Viridiplantae, Streptophyta, Magnoliopsida, Fabales, Fabaceae. The record is from the annotation of a GenBank genome assembly.